Chaetura pelagica (chimney swift) is the source of this 174-nucleotide messenger RNA. It is a transcript of the gene RPS26, whose product is annotated as ribosomal protein S26. NCBI's taxonomy places the organism in Eukaryota, Metazoa, Chordata, Aves, Apodiformes, Apodidae. The record is from RefSeq and is a predicted model, not a curated record.
AUGCCCAAAGGAAGAAGAAACAAAAGGUAUGCCAAGAAGGGCCACGGGUGCAUCCAGUCUAAAUGCACUAGCUGUGCUUGCUGCUUCCCCAGAGAGAAGAUGUCUGAAGCCUCCAUCUGUGAUUGGUAUGUGCUGCCCAAGCUGUGCUUGAAGCUGCAGUAUGUCCUUAGCUGA